Molecule: messenger RNA, 4531 nt
Organism: Varanus komodoensis (Komodo dragon)
Lineage: Eukaryota; Metazoa; Chordata; Lepidosauria; Squamata; Varanidae
Product: KAT8 regulatory NSL complex subunit 1-like
Exons: 14
Coding region: 262-2178 (638 amino acids)
Cellular component (GO): NSL complex
Molecular function (GO): histone acetyltransferase binding
Source: RefSeq, a predicted model, not a curated record
UUAGGUGGAGCCUGGCAGAAGGUUCAACAGGUGCAGCUAUUGCACAUCACUGAUACUCACUUCAGAGGGGAAGAUCUCUGACUGGCAUCCUCCACGGCUAGCUGGGAUCCAACAUGGAUGAACCUGAAAUGGGAGGAGCUUAUUUUGAUGUCCUCACGGCAAAUUGCACUGGCCUGCCACAGUCCUCGCAACCCUUCAGAAACAGACGGGUCAGGAAGGGGAAUCACCUGAAGACGGCACCUCGCAGAGCGCCAGUGGGCGAUGGAGAGGGCAGCCAUUAUCUGUCGGUGGACAUGGCUGCAGGCUCAGGUUUCAGACCUGGAAUACCGCAUCAGGCAGCAGACAGAUGUUUACAAGCAACUCCGUGCCAACAAGGGCCCAGUAGUCCUGGGUGAUCUCCAGCAUGAGGGUGUGAUGAAACAGCAGGUUCGACUAGGCUCCACAGCAGCAGUGAACUCCAGGAAGAACAAAGGGCUGCCGCCGUCUUCCUCCCACCUGAAGGUGCCUCCAGGAGGCCGGCAGUGUGACUUGUCCCCUUGCAUCCCCUCCUACCUCCUGCAGAAUGCAGAGAAGCAGAAUUCUCACCUUGCGCAGUCUUUAAGAAAACUUGUGUGUCAAAAUCCCUCCCGUACACCCAUCAAUGGGUCUCCAGAGCCCCCAAAAGCCUGCACAGCACCCCAUCAAGUCAACGGAAUAAGUAACUGUUUCAACACAUGCUCCACCAGCAACUCCCAGGAUGGUGUGGAUGCUGACCGGCUUCUCAAGAAACCGAAGCACCUGAACAGCAGCCUGCCCGUUGCACCGUCUGCCCUUGACAACAGCUGCGUUGCUGCGAGAAUCCGUCCAAUUUGCAGAUACAGGAAGCGGAGGCUGGUGAGAGUUAAUGCAGUCUCUCACCUUGGUAGAAAGCCACAGAAGCCCCUCAGCAUGAAGUGCAGCUGUGAGCAGCCCAGGUCCUGCAUCUUGUGUGGCUGUAAGGCUUCUGUUCAGACCAUCGACCCCAAGACAAUGUCUUUAGAGGAGCGGGUGGCCCUGCUGGACCCUAGCUUUCACCCCAUACUCUCACUUUCCCAUGGCAACCCUCUUCAUUUACAUGUUGAAGCCUUGCUAAGAGAGGAUCACAAGCUAAACCAAAAACUUAAGUCUCUGAAGAAACCGCACUGGGGGUUGAAAGACCUUACCAAUAACAUCUGCUCACCUUCUCUCUCUGCAUCUGGUUCUCCGGUGAAAGGGCCGGCCAGUCCGAGCUCGCUUGUUCCUAGCCUUCAGACCCACAAGCCCAACUCCUUGCAUCACGUGCCAUCCCUGUGCCUAGAAAAUGCUCCCUCCACGCACUCCAGCCAGGCCGCUGGCAAUUCCACGGCUGCCGGCAGCUCCGCGUUGCCGGCAAAGAAGAAAAGAGUGGAAUGUUCCUACGACAUCAACAACAUCGUCAUCCCAAUGUCAAUGGCUGCAGCCACACGGGUGGAGAAGUUGCAGUACAAAGAGAUUUUGACGCCAAGCUGGAGAAUGGUGGAUCCCAAAGAACUGAAGAUGGUCGAGGCAGACUCCGAGCUGGAAGAUACAUCUGACGAGGCAUACCUGAACCAUCACCAAAAAUAUGAGGAGGUGGAACGGGCCCGCUGGGAUUCCUGGACUGGAGGCGUUUCACAUAAGCGAGGAAACAGGAGCGCAAACAAGCCAGAUGGCCGAUGGAUGCCUCCGCCGGGAUCUCCAGAUGUGGCAUCGCAGAACCUCAGCCAGUCCCAGUGCGCAAGCUCUCCGGCAGGGUCUCUCAGCCCAGAGCUUUCCAGUGCCCCAGCACCCCACCUGAUAAGGAGCAGAAGCAGAGGGGGCCUGUCCUUCAGUGAAGACACCGGUUUCUCCUUCUUGGAUAUGGAUGAUGAUCUCCAGAACGUCCAGCCAUGGGAGCCCCGCACAUUCCCUCUCUCUGAUGCAGAGUAUGAAGCCCUUCAGGACCUGUUGUGUGAAGGUCAUGAGACACAGGCCAGCACCAUCCACCCAUUCAGCUCUGGAAGCAAUCAGGGCUUGAGGACUAGCAGCAUAAGUUCAAGCACUUCUAAUGCCCGGGAGCCAUCUGUGUCCAGCAGGCAGGUGCAGCCGGAGAGCAGCAAGCUGCAGCGAGAGGAGCAUGCAGGCCAGCGCUGCAUCACACCGAUGCUCAUCAACAACAGAUGAGUUUUGGGGCCCUGGGAUAGCAUAUGGUAGAGUUGCACCCAUACUCUCUGGAUCGGUGUCGCAGAGCCUGGCUGGCGACCCGGCCUAGCAAAGCCGUGGCAGCAGGAAGCACUGCUGUGCACCGAGUGGACGUCCAGCUGUGAACUUGGAGCUCCUGCUCCCCCAGGGCAGAAAGGGCUGGGCAGGCAGCAGAGGCCAGAUGCUGGGCCUCCGUGGCGCGGGAAGAGGGUGCCCUCCAGAAAAGCCCAUCUGCAGGCAGAUUCUGGACGGAAGAACCCGUGCGCCUCACUGGCCGGAAGGUUAGGUGCUGUUGCCACUUGAGCAGCGGCCCAAGGAAACCCAGAAGGGGCGCGGCAGAGAAUUGGAAAGGCAUUGCAGAGAGGGGUACGCUAAGCUGAGCUGUUUCGACAUGGGUGCCUGUCACACAGGGAGCACUUCUUUGAAGGGACGCCACUCGGCUGAACAUGCAGUCAGUCCUCAAAGGCCUUCAUGCCCACGGGCAGGCAAGAGUUAAGUAUUGCUUGUGGAGACUCGCUUGCACAGUUCACAGGUUUUGUCCCAAAACCACAGAGAGCAAGGAGGGAUUCAAGUGAAGGAUGGUGGGGGGGGGGGGGGGGGGCCCUGAAUACAUGGUCUGCAGGGAAAGAUGGAGCAUUUCCCUGCUAAUUUGACACGUUUUAAAAUUUGAAAAUGUAGUUCUGAAAUCACUGAUACUCUAACGUGCAAAUCAUGUUCUCUUGGCCUUGCAGAAAUGCUAUUGUUGCUGAUAAUAAAUGACAAAUCAUGAUAAAGCUUGUUUUUUACAUUUCCUUCAAAGAACCUGGAAAUCCUGUUCAUUAUAUAUUUUAUCUCUACAAUACAGUGCAAUAAAACGGACUGGAUGGGUGGUUUACACUUCCAGGUGGCCACACGUGUCCCUAACAGGACUUUUCAGGACUAAGCAAAGGGACGCGGGGACCUCCGAUUUUCCCGUUUAAUAAUCUUCAUCUGGAAUAGCCUUGCUAUUUUUAAAACAAAUGGAGCCCACUUCAAAGCAUUCAUUUCCAUUCAUUGUAUUUCUGCAUUGCCUAAUAGCCAAAGCUCUCUGGAAGGUUUACAAAAACGAAUGCUUUAAAAAUACAAUAUAUUAACAUGAUAUAAUGUUUACAGAAAUAUUUUAUGGUAGAUUUCAGAAUUAGCUUCCUCCUGAGUGAAGAGGAGUAAAUUGAGCCUGUGUGUGUUUGUCUGCAUGAGGGAGAGAGUCUUCAGAACAGGCAUGCUUGGGGACAGCUUUCAGCUGGAACGUUGUAAAUAGACUUGCCGGUUGAAAAGGGCCGAUGUGGGUGGUUCAGGUAAAGGAGAAAGCAGCUCAGGCACUCUCUUCCUCCCCCUUCCUAUUCCUUUUUCAUUUAUUUUCAGGCAAAGCUUCGUUUGUCCUUGGGAAUGCUUUUCGGAACUCUUGGUCAUGAUUCAGGUAGCUCACAGUAGCGUCGUUUAACAGCAGCUCAGUUACUUAGGUGGCUCCAUUACCUUUUCAAAAGGCGUUACAGGUGAUUUGCUUAAACCACUCAGCCUGUGAGGGGCAGUGGGGGGGCAUAACUGGGGGCCCUUGAGUCAUGCAGUGGCGCUGGAGGGUUUCCUGAUGCGCAGUCCUAUUUGCCACCAGCAGAAGGGGUUUCUGUGGGACCGAAUAACCAUGUGUUGCUACUGGUUUAAUCGCCUGAACUGAACAACCGUAAGAUUUGCAUUUCCCUGCUAAUAUUUAUAGAUUGGCCAGUCUAAAAGAUCCAAUAUUCAGGGGCAUUCAGAAUGGUUAAAAGCAGUUGCUUCUGCCCAUGGACAGAAAUGGCCGACUCGGGCUGUUCUUCUCAACUGCAGCAUUCUCCCAUCACACCUUAACUAGCAAGGUUUGAUAGCCAGCCCCAACAGUGUGUGACAUGAAAUGGAAUAAGUAUAUGCUCCUAAAACAUGAGUUAAGUCCCAACACAAUUAUUUCUAGGCUAUUAGCAGACCAAAAACAGUGUAGAAAUGAAAAAGGGCCAUCUCAGUUUGACAAUUUUUGUAUCUUCUAAAAUGGUUUUUGAAAUUCAGAGUUUCUAACGUCUAAAUUUAUCUGGUCAUACUUGUAUAUUUUUUCCCCAGUUUUAAUUCAAGCAAGCUAGCACAUAGCAUUUGUGAGGCCAGCAUGGUCUCCUUGGAACACAAUUUGUGUAGUUCUUUGUAUAUUUCUGUUUUUGCAUUUUCAUAUUUUGAACUUGAUGGUCUGAUGAUGACUUGAGUCAGAAAGACUCGAUUCUGAGGAAUGACUUAAAAGCCUGUUGCACAAGCCUCCUAUGAAAGGCGAAAAAUAAACUUAGGGACUCUUACAAGUGUA